AUGAUAUUAUAUUUUUUCUUACAGGAAGCUCUGAUCAUGGCAAGUAUGGAUCAUCCACACCUUGUUCGCUUAUUGGGUGUGUGUCUAAGCCCAACCAUCCAACUGGUUACUCAACUUAUGCCCCAUGGCUGCCUGCUGGAUUAUGUCCAUGAACACAAGGAUAACAUUGGGUCACAGCUACUGCUGAACUGGUGUGUCCAGAUAGCUAAGGGGAUGAUGUACCUGGAAGAAAGGCGGCUUGUUCAUCGGGAUUUGGCAGCCCGCAAUGUCUUAGUGAAAUCUCCAAACCAUGUGAAGAUCACAGAUUUUGGCUUAGCCCGACUCUUAGAAGGAGAUGAAAAAGAGUAUAAUGCUGAUGGAGGAAAGAUGCCAAUUAAAUGGAUGGCCCUGGAGUGUAUACAUUACAGGAAAUUCACCCAUCAGAGUGAUGUUUGGAGCUAUGGAGUCACUAUAUGGGAACUGAUGACCUUUGGAGGAAAACCUUAUGAUGGAAUUCCAACCAGAGAAAUCCCCGAUUUAUUAGAGAAAGGAGAACGUUUGCCUCAGCCUCCCAUCUGUACUAUUGACGUUUACAUGGUCAUGGUCAAAUGUUGGAUGAUUGAUGCAGACAGUAGACCUAAAUUCAAGGAACUUGCUGCUGAGUUUUCAAGAAUGGCUCGAGACCCUCAAAGAUAUCUAGUUAUUCAGGGUGAUGAUCGCAUGAAGCUUCCUAGUCCAAAUGACAGCAAGUUCUUUCAGAAUCUCUUGGAUGAGGAAGAUUUGGUAGAUAUGAUGGAUGCUGAAGAAUACUUGGUUCCCCAGGCUUUCAACAUCCCUCCUCCCAUCUACACCUCCAGAGCAAGAAUUGAUUCAAAUAGGAGUGAAAUUGGACACAGCCCUCCUCCUGCCUACACCCCCAUGUCGGGAAACCAGUUUGUAUACCGAGACGGAGGCUUCACUGCAGAACAAGCAAUGGCAGUGCCCUAUCGAGCCCCUACCAGCACCAUCCCAGAAGCUCCUGUUGCCCAAGGUGCUGCGGCUGAGAUUUUUGAUGACUCCUGCUGUAAUGGCACCCUACGCAAGCCAGUGACACCCCACAUCCAAGAGGAUAGCAGCACCCAGAGGUACAGUGCUGAUCCCACUGUGUUUGCUCCAGAACGCAGCCCACGAGGAGAGAUGGAUGAAGAAGGAUACAUGACUCCUAUGCGAGACAAACCCAAACAAGAAUAUUUGAAUCCCGUGGAGGAGAACCCUUUUGUUUCUCGGAGAAAAAAUGGAGACCUUCAAGCUUUGGAUAACCCUGAAUAUCACAGUGCUUCCAGUGGUCCACCCAAGACAGAGGAUGAGUAUGUGAAUGAGCCACUGUACCUCAACACCUUCGCCAAUGCCUUGGGGAAUGCUGAAUACCUGAAGAACAGCGUACUGUCUGUGCCAGAGAAGGCCAAGAAAGCUUUCGACAACCCUGACUACUGGAACCACAGUCUGCCACCUCGGAGCACCCUUCAGCACCCAGACUACCUGCAGGAGUACAGCACAAAAUAUUUUUAUAAACAGAAUGGACGGAUCCGGCCUAUUGUGGCAGAGAAUCCUGAAUACCUCUCUGAGUUCUCGCUAAAGCCAGGCACUGUGCUGCCUCCUCCACCCUACAGACACCGGAAUACUGUGGUGUAAGAUCAGCUGUGGUUUGAAGGUGGAGAGACACACCCGCUCCAUUUCCCCACCUCCUCUCUUUCUCUGGUGGUCUUCCUUCUACCCCUAAGGCCAGUAGUUUUGACACUUCCCAGUGGAAGACAUAAAGAUGCAAAGAUAGUUAUGUGUUCACCUAACUUGAACAUUAGAAGGAAGGACUGAAAGAGAAAGAUAGGAGAACCACACUGUUUCUUCAUUUCCCUGCAUGGAUUGGUCAGGACAGUGAACCGAUUAGAGAAGAACCAGAAAAUAGAAGGCAAUACAACUUGCUGUCAAAAUAGUUGUGAACUUUCCUUCCUUCCUUUUUUUCUUUUCUUUUUCUUUUUCAAUGCAGAUGGUUGAAACACCAUGCUAUCUGUUCCUAUCUGCAGAAAUUAGUGUAUGCAUGCUCAGUAGCCCCGGAAAUCAUAAAAGUUUCCAUUAGAACAAAAGGAUAACCAUUUGGAUACCAUAUGAUAGCAACUGAGAUUGAGAAUCAAAUUUCUUUCUCUAGAAGUUUCUAUCCUGGCAAGUAAGAAUGGCUAACCCAGCUCUCACAAUUUUUAAAUCUUUGCCAAAGUUAUAACUAGUAAUUAUGUUUGGAGGGCUUUUUUUUUUAAUUUUAUUUUGCAUUGCUCUUUUCCUUGAUAUUAGUUUCUCCCCUAGUUUGGCUUUAAUUUCUAUUUACAAAGAUAGUUACAUAAAAGCUUCUUGAGAGAAUUUAAAGAAAAAUGUUUUAAUAUGAUGAAGGCCACUGUUUUAAAUUAUCUAGUCUUUAAAAUUAGAAGGGAAGGCCAAGACACUAGUGAAAUGUAAUAUCAGCCCUAGUUAUCAUGUUUUACACUAUUGAAUAUUUCUUCCCCCAUCUUUUAAAUUCUUCAAUGUUUUCUUCUUCUCCAUAAAUAACAGAACUUGAUAGGCAGUCAGUGAUGUUAAAAUUAGAAGGGAAACUAAGAGACGGUUCUGUGUGGUUCAAGAAAAUUACUGACACUUGCAGGGGUGGUCCAAUGGGGAAAUCCAUGAACUGGAAAAAACACACUGGAUUUGGGUAUGUCUACCUGGCAGAUACUCAGAAAUGUAGUUUGCACUUAAGCUAUAAUUUUAUUUGUUCUUUUUCUGAACUCCAUUUUGGAUUUUGAAUGAAGCAAUAUGGAAGCAACCAGCAAAUUAACUAAUUUAAAUACAUUUUUAAAAAAAGAUCUAAGAUAAAGACAGACUGUGGAAAUACCAAGCAAAUUAGGACUUUGGAACAGUAUCCAGGGAUUAUGGUGAGAAAGCCAGCACAUUACCUGCAUAUAUCACAUUUGCUACAUAAGGAAAUCUGUUCAGUUUGUGUACUCCAUAUAAAGUUAAGGAUUGGCUUGAAUUCUAGUAUGAGACUCUAUUUAUAUUGAGUAGAAAGUAACUCUUUGCACAUAAGUUGGUAUAAUGAUAAUAACAUAAAUAUUCAAAGCUUAUGAAUAUGUCCUUAGGUAAAAAUUUGUAAAUAAAUGUGAAAAUAUUCUC
Castor canadensis (American beaver) is the source of this 3153-nucleotide messenger RNA. Lineage: Eukaryota; Metazoa; Chordata; Mammalia; Rodentia; Castoridae. The record is from RefSeq and is a predicted model, not a curated record.